Triplophysa rosa is the source of this 1972-nucleotide messenger RNA. RefSeq names its product FKBP prolyl isomerase 9 (gene fkbp9). The transcript has 10 exons. Lineage: Eukaryota; Metazoa; Chordata; Actinopteri; Cypriniformes; Nemacheilidae. Gene Ontology annotation, molecular function: calcium ion binding; peptidyl-prolyl cis-trans isomerase activity. Bases 6 to 1700 code for a protein of 564 amino acids. The record is from RefSeq and is a predicted model, not a curated record.
GGAAGAUGACACGGUUAACGGUUCAAAUGAUUUUCCUAGCUGUCCUUGUAACUUUCGUGGCGUGCAACGCGCCGCCCGUACCGUUAGAUGACAUCGUGAUAGAGAAGACUUUCACCCCGGAGCGCUGUGAUCGUAUGGUGAAACCGGGAGACUUUGUUCGGUAUCAUUAUAUAGGCACGUUCCCCGAUGGAAAAAAGUUUGACUCUAGUUAUGAUCGUGGCACCACCUAUAAUGUGUUGGUUGGCCGGAAGAAGUUGAUCGCUGGAAUGGACAAAGCUUUGGAGGGCAUGUGUGUUAACGAAAGAUGGACGAUCAAAAUUCCUCCACAGCUUGCCUAUGGAAAGAAUGGCUAUGGUGACAUUAUACCUGCAGAUUCCAUCCUCCACUUUGAUGUGUUAAUGUUGGACAUUUGGAACACAGAGGAUAAGGUGCAGAAACAAACCUACUAUAAACCAGAGAGCUGCAAUCGCACUGUGGAAGUAUCAGAUUAUGUACGUUACCACUACAAUGGUACUCUGCUUGAUGGCACACUUUUCGACUCCAGUCACACACGUAUGCGCACCUACGACACUUAUGUGGGUAUUGGCUGGCUUAUUGCUGGAAUGGACCAGGGACUUCUGGGAAUGUGUGUGGGAGAAAAGCGCUUCAUCACUAUACCACCUUUCCUUGGCUACGGAGAGAAUGGGGACGGAAGUGAUAUCCCUGGUCAGGCCUCACUGGUGUUUGAUGUGGUUCUGUUGGAUCUUCAUAACCCCAAAGAUGAAAUCACAGUUGACGUACAAAGCCUCCCAGAUCCAUGUCCACGCAAGAGCAAAGUUGGAGACUUCAUGCGCUACCAUUAUAACGGAACGCUGCUUGACGGGACAUUCUUUGACUCCAGUUACUCGAGGAAUCACACCUAUGACACAUACAUUGGGAAAGGCUACGUGAUCGCAGGAAUGGAUCAGGGUCUUAUGGAUGUGUGUAUUGGAGAGCGCAGGAGGAUUACUAUACCCCCACACCUGGGGUAUGGAGAAGAGGGCACAGGAACUAAUAUCCCUGGAUCAGCUGUGCUGGUGUUUGAUAUCCAUAUUAUUGAUUUCCACAAUCCAUCUGACACAGUCGAGAUCUCAGGUGUAAAGCCAGAAAAAUGCACCUACCAGGCGAAACAAGGUGACUUUGUCAAAUACCACUACAACGCCACGCUCAUGGACGGCACUCACAUCGGCUCCACAAAUACCUUUGGAAAGACCUAUAAUGUGGUUCUGGGUGCUGGACAGGUGGUCAUAGGCAUGGAGCAAGGGCUUUUGGGAAUGUGUGUUGGAGAGAAACGCAAGCUUGUUAUUCCACCUCAUCUUGCCUAUGGAGAGAGGGGAGUAGAUGGCGAGGUUCCUGGCAGUGCUGUGCUUGUGUUUGAUGUUGAGAUGAUAGAGAUGGAGGAGGGUCUUCCUGAAGGAUACAUGUUUGUGUGGAACGGCGAGGUCUCACCUGACCUCUUCAGUGAGAUGGAUAAGAACAAAGACAAAGAGGUGGACCGUACUGAGUUUUCAGAGUACAUCCUCCAGCAGGUGGAAGACGGCAAAGGUCGUCUUGCGCCAGGUUUUGAUCAGCAGCGUAUCAUGGAUAACAUGUAUGAUAACCAGGAUCGCAAUAAAGAUGGAAAAAUCACUGAGACAGAGUUUAAACUUAAGGCAGAUGAACCUGUUCAUGAUGAGUUAUGAGGGCAGACUCGGGGUCAUGAUUUGUUGUGUGGUUUAAUUUUAUAAUUAUUGGGAGGGAAAUAAUGAUGUUGGAUUUUUAAGUGAAAUGUCGCUCAGUGCUAUUGACUUGAUGUUUGUCUGAGAGAUGUGCAUGUGUGGGUGUGUUUUAUUGUGUUUAGAUGAUUUUUUUGUAUGUGUCUGAAUGUGCGUGUAAAUUUGGAGUGAUAUGUGCAAAACAUUACUUUGUACUUUGUAAAAAAAAUCCCUUAAAAUAAACACAUUCCAACCCCCAA